This is a messenger RNA of Prunus armeniaca (apricot), 225 nucleotides long. Lineage: Eukaryota; Viridiplantae; Streptophyta; Magnoliopsida; Rosales; Rosaceae. The record is from the annotation of a GenBank genome assembly.
AUGGGGCUUUUGCUUUCGUACGCACCCAAGAACAUCAUGCUUCUCUCUCUCUUACCAAAAGCUCCAGUUUCAGCUCACUUUCCACCGCCAGAAAAACCACCCAGAAAAUUGUUCCAAUUCCAUGUGAGAUCAGUGGCCGCUCCGGCAGAAGCUGUUUCUGGGGCUCAGAGAAAGUAUUACUUGUUAGGUGGGAAGUCACUUGCUAUGGGCAUCCCCACUCCUUGA